AUGUCUACCUUCUUUGAUGAGAUGAAGCGUUCCUUUGCUGACGUGCCAGUCACUGACAACAAAGUGGACACCGCUGCUUUCUUGGAGGCUGCCGAAUCCUUGGUCAAGCUCUUCGACUUGUUGGGAUCCUCCGCGUUCACAGUUGUCAAGAAUGACAUGAACGGUAACAUUGAAAAGAUCAAGGCCAAGCUUUUGCUGGAUCCAGCAGGAGCUUCCACUUUGCAAGACUUGGUCUUGUCCGAGGCCCCAACCAAGAGCAAGAAGGCCACACAGGGUCUCUUGUGGUUGUCCAGAGGAUUGCAAUUUACUGCUCAGGCAAUGAGAGAAACCGUUGACAACCCUAGCAAAGAGUUGACUGUUACUUUCACCGAUGCUUACACCAAGACGUUAUCCCAGUACCACGGUAUGUUGGUCAAGCCAGUGUUCAAGUUGGCUAUGAAAGCUUGUCCUUACAGAAAGGACUUCUUUGAAAAGUUGGGCGCCAACCAAGAGAAGGUCAACGAGCAGUUGGCUGAGUGGUUGAACGCCUUGGAGAACAUUGUGAAGAUCAUCAUGGACUUCUUUGCUUCUGGCAACUACGGCAAGGGCUUAUAA
Candidozyma duobushaemuli is the source of this 594-nucleotide messenger RNA. RefSeq names its product Het1p (gene HET1). Bases 1 to 594 code for a protein of 197 amino acids. Gene Ontology annotation, biological process: ceramide transport; intermembrane lipid transfer. The transcript has a single exon. Gene Ontology annotation, molecular function: ceramide 1-phosphate transfer activity; ceramide 1-phosphate binding. The record is from RefSeq and is a predicted model, not a curated record. Lineage: Eukaryota; Fungi; Ascomycota; Pichiomycetes; Serinales; Metschnikowiaceae. Gene Ontology annotation, cellular component: membrane; cytoplasm; cytosol.